GGAAAUUUACCACAGGUCCACAACCCAUUAGUGCAAUUUGCUCCCUCGUUUUCACCGAUUUCGUUCCCUCCUUCGCAGCACCGCCGUCGCUCCCAUUCCCGUCAGUUCUAGUCAACUAAACCCAUUCUCUCUGUCUAAAUCCUCCUAAAAAUUUACCCAACCCAGAAUCCCAGAUCGAGCGAGGAUGAAUUUAGCCGGCAAGUGAUCGGAGGUUUCCCUAUUAUAACAACCACAUAGGGCAACUCAUGCAAUGCGUGAGUAAAUAAAAGCAGCAAAACUGUAAGGAACAGUGAUCUUCAUCCAGUUUCAAGCUCGUUUAUUAGGAGAUCCAGAACGAAGCUAGAAAGUCUCGAUGGAAGAUAAACCAGGGAAUGUUAGUAUUGAACAGGAGAGAUUUCAACUUCGAAGGCUUGAGAUCUCCGACAAGAAGAAGGGUUUUAUCGAAUUAUUACAACAACUGACUGUCUGUGAAUCUGUAUCUGACAAGGACUUUGAAGAACGAUAUCAAGAGCUUGCUAAACAUGGUGAUGAGCAUGUUAUAUGUGUAAUUGAAGAUCGACAUGGUGGGAAGAUUGUUGCUAGUGGAAGUGUUUUUAUUGAAAAGAAGUUUAUAAGAAACUGUGGCAAAGUUGGCCACAUUGAGGAUGUUGUUGUUGAUUCCUCAAUCAGAGGAAUGCAAUUAGGAAAGAAAAUUGUUGGGUUCCUCACUGACCAUGCUUGUUCAAUGGGUUGCUAUAAAGUGAUCCUCGACUGCAGCUUGGAGAACAAACCUUUUUAUGAGAAGUGUGGGUAUAAACAAAAAGAGGUUCAGAUGGUAAAGUACUUUAUCUGAAUGCAUCUUUUUUUUU
Messenger RNA from Coffea eugenioides, 848 nucleotides. RefSeq names its product glucosamine 6-phosphate N-acetyltransferase. NCBI's taxonomy places the organism in Eukaryota, Viridiplantae, Streptophyta, Magnoliopsida, Gentianales, Rubiaceae. The transcript has 3 exons. The coding region runs from base 353 to 832 and encodes 159 amino acids. Gene Ontology annotation, cellular component: Golgi apparatus; endoplasmic reticulum-Golgi intermediate compartment; endoplasmic reticulum. Gene Ontology annotation, molecular function: monosaccharide binding; glucosamine 6-phosphate N-acetyltransferase activity. Gene Ontology annotation, biological process: UDP-N-acetylglucosamine biosynthetic process. The record is from RefSeq and is a predicted model, not a curated record.